Spodoptera exigua (beet armyworm) is the source of this 3462-nucleotide messenger RNA. NCBI's taxonomy places the organism in Eukaryota, Metazoa, Arthropoda, Insecta, Lepidoptera, Noctuidae. The record is from the annotation of a GenBank genome assembly.
CACAGAUAUGUGCACAAUAUGUGUGUACUUAAGCCGUUCGCGAGUGGCGUGCUAUCGAGUUUCGCGGCGGCCGAGGACGAGCACGCACGCUCCCCACACGCGCUCCAGUGACGAUACACCUAUUGCUGAGUGAGGGUGGACGUGGAACGUGCCAGAGACUGAGGGACAAUUGGUGCAAUCAUCUCGUUGAGCGUAAACAAACGAAGACAACAUGGGCCGCUUGUUGGCGGUGUUCGCGUGCGUGUGCGCAGUCUUAGCGCUCACGCACUCAGCUGCAGUUCCUACACAGGACACAAUGGUAGUCGCCAAGUCUGACGAUGGAGUGACCGUUGCUACCAACUCAGCACCGACUGUGACUGAGGUCACGACUGAAGAAUCCAGCCCGCCAAUUAAACUGACAGAGAUGGACGUCAUAUCCGAGGUCUCUCUCCGUUAUGCGCAUACGACGGUCGUAGCGAAAGUACGCAACCCCGCCAAGAAGGCGCAGGAGGCCAACUUCAGAGUGCUACUGCCCGAGACUGCCUUUAUCAGCGGAUUUGUCAUGACUCUCGAUGGCAAAUCGUACAAGGCGUAUGUUAAAGAAAAGGAAGAAGCCAAACAGAUUUACCAAACCGCUGUCGACCAGGGAAUCGGUGCUGCCCAUAUUUCUGCCAAAGCGCGUGAUUCAAACCACUUUACCGUAUCUGUGAACGUGGAAGCUUCAUCAAACGCAGUCUUCAACUUGACUUACGAAGAGUUGUUGGUGAGACGCAAUGGUGUUUACAAUCAUGCCAUCAAUCUUCACCCAGGAGCAUUGGUGCCCAAGCUUACAGUCACCGUCCAUGUCAAGGAAACUGAGAAACUCGUAGAACUGAGAGUGCCCGAGAUCAGGACUGGAAACGAAAUUGAUGCUACUAAGGAUGAUGCACAAAACUCAAAGGUAUCAAUUGUAAGAGCGCACGAUGACCGCGAAGCAACCAUCACGUUUACACCAGAUCUGCAAGAACAAGAGAGACUCAUUCAAAUCUACGCUCAAAAAUCUAAGGAAUCUGCUAGCGCUACUCACUCCUAUUCUCCAUGGUCGUCUUACUCGGAGCCUCAGGAACCCGCUCCAGAAGGAGUGCUGGGUCAGUUCGUAGUGCAGUAUGAUGUGGCACGUCCUAAAGACGGUGAAAUUCUGGUCAACGACGGCUACUUCGUUCAUUUCUUCGCACCGACAGAGCUUCCGCCUUUAAACAAAUUCGUCGUGUUCGUCCUGGACACGUCUGGAUCCAUGAUGGACCGCAAGAUCGUCCAGCUAAGGGAAGCCAUGCAGACUAUCCUCUCAGAGCUUAACGAAGGCGAUUACUUCAGUAUUGUAGAGUUUGCAUCUGUUGUUACGGUGCACGAUCUCAAAGAAGCAGAAGGUGAGCCACCGAAGAAUCAAUAUGCAUACUUUGAUUACCACGACAAACAAGUGACCUUGGUGCCACCGUCGAGGGCCACUAAGGAGAACAUUGCUCGUGCCAAAGUCAUUGUCAACUGGCUGCAAGCUUCUGGAGGUACUAACAUUGGAAGAGCGUUGGAUGUUGCUGUGGACUUGAUCAAUAAGGGUGUGGACUGGACCAUCCCCCCGCCUGCCGCUAAGCCCACAAACGCCAGUGAUGGUGCUGCCCCAACUACCGAAGCUGCUGCAACUACCGAAGCUGUUGUCACAACCGAAGUGGCUGAAAAGAAAGAAACCAAAACCCUGGAGCCGAUUAUCAUCUUCCUGACUGACGGCGACCCAACUGUUGGCGAGACUGACCCCAAACGCAUUAUCACCCACGUACAAGAAAAGAACUCCGGACCUAACAAGGCUACCAUCUACUCCCUUGCUUUUGGCGAAGAUGCGGACCGUAAAUUCCUGCGCAAGCUGUCACUGCGUCACGGAGGAUUCAUGCGUCACAUCUACGAGGCGGCGGACGCGGCUCUGCAAUUACGCGACUUCUACCGACAGAUCUCGUCACCGCUUCUCGCAAAUGUCAAAUUUAGCUACCCUCCUGGACAGGUUCGCUCAGAGUCUGUGACCCAACACCAAUUCCGCACGUACUACGCGGGCUCAGAGCUGGUGGUGGCCGGACAAGUACUGGACGUGCCCGAGCUGGCUCCCACCGUCGAAGCCUUCUGCGGCGUCAGUGAUGGAAAGGGCAGGAAGCGCCUGGAGAUCCUACCCAAGGUUCCUAUCGAGAAGAAGAAGCAAGGAACGUUGCCUCUGGAGCGGCUAUGGUCUUACCUGACGAUUAAACAACUUUUGGACCAACGUGAUGCCUCUGAUGACAACGAGCCUGCUGAUAAGGAAAACUCGCCCGAGAAGAAGGCUCUGGCAUUAGCAUUGAAGUAUGAGUUCGUGACACCACUGACAUCGCUUGUGGUGGUGAAGCCCAACGCUACCAAUGCGGUCAACGCCGAGUCUGUAGAUAAAGCAGUUCCUGGAGGAGCAGGCGGUUUCGCUAGCGGUGUUCCUUUGUCAGUAAACUUGGCUCGUCCGAUGGCGAGUCACGCGGCUUUCGGUCUGUCGGGUCCUGGCUACUACACUCCUCUCUCCCUUCCAGCACCAGCUGCAGCAGGUGGCGCCUUCUACAGCGCAGGUAGUUUGUCGGCGCCGGCCUCUCUAGACGUAAUGGAGGAGGCCGAAAUGGAAGAUUAUUCCUUUGAAGACGGAGGAAUAGCAGGAUACAUCUCUACACCGGCGCCCCCUAUGCACUACCCGACAUUUGCCCCAUCCACAUCACGCCCGACCCUGUCGGAGUUCCACCUGGAGGGCUUCAGUUGGCUGGAGCCAUUGCUAGACUCCAGCGCAAGCUCUAUCGUGCUGCCCACUAACGACACCACUGUCACCUUGAAGCUUUCCAAAGACACAGUGGCUCCGAAAGAGGCAAGUGGUGAUGCAGAAUGCGCGAACGCAGUAGACGGCGGCGCGGGACUGUGUGUGUACCUCACAAGAUGUGAUGGCGUCAAAGACAUCACUUUGGACGUUUACAAAACUACAUACUGCACGCUCAGUCAAGGAUUUGCUGGAGUUUGCUGCCAACAGAAGAAAAUCGACUUAACACAUUAAAAUAAUUAAGAUCUAGGUAGAAUUAAACCAUGACAAUUACAAAUGAAAUAAAUAACAAUUAAUAUACUGUGAUUACUCCGAAUAUAAGUAGACAAGACGAGAAGCAAUAAAAAAUGGAAACUCUUUGCAAUGUUACUGUUGAUACAUUUGAAAUGUAAGAAAUUAGCAAUAUUAAUAAUUAUAAUAUGCUUAUAAAUAGUUUCAACUGUGAUUCCUUGUAUGGAUUGGUAUUUUAAUAUGAAAUGGAAGUGAAACGUUUUGAGCAAAUGUAAUUACAGAAAACUUAAGGUGCUAGACUAAUCGAUUAGUGCCAUUAUUAGGAUUUAACAUGACCUACUGUUGUGAGAUGUACCUAGUUUUCGUUUUUUUACAAUUGAAUCUUAAAUAAAGAUAAGAUUAUUUUU